AUGGAGUGGUUGUUUGGACACCGAAUGACGCCGGAGGAGAUGCUGCGUAAAAACCAACGCGCAUUGAACAAAGCCAUGCGCGACCUUGAUAGAGAGCGAAUGAAGAUGGAACAGCAAGAGAAGAAAGUGAUUGCUGAUAUUAAAAAACUGGCUAAGGAAGGGCAAAUGGAUGCUGUUAAGAUAAUGGCAAAAGAUCUUGUCCGCACACGGCGCUAUGUUCGCAAGUUCAUGAUAAUGAAGGCAAAUAUCCAGGCUGUUUCUCUUAAGAUACAGACACUAAAGUCUCAGAGCAGUAUGGCUCAAGCAAUGCGUGGUGUCACCCGGGCCAUGGCAACAAUGAACAGACAACUAAAUGUGCCACAAAUACAGAGAAUUCUUCAGGAGUUUGAGAAGCAGUCUGAGAUAAUGGAUAUGAAGGAAGAGAUGAUGAAUGACUCCAUCGAUGAGGCCAUGGAGGGUGACGAUGAUGAAGAGGAAAGCGAUGCAGUAGUGUCGCAGAUCCUGGACGAACUCGGGCUCCAGCUCAACGACCAGCUUUCUGGCCUUCCGCAGGCGACCGGCUCCCUCUCUGUGACCGCGAAAACGCCGGCGAGCCCGACGGCGGCGGCUGCAGCGGGCGGCGGAGCGGCGGGCGGAGGUCUGAGCGACGCCGACGCCGAGCUUCAGGCGCGCCUCGACAACCUUCGCCGCGAGUGA
This is a messenger RNA of Pieris macdunnoughi, 696 nucleotides long. The record is from the annotation of a GenBank genome assembly. NCBI's taxonomy places the organism in Eukaryota, Metazoa, Arthropoda, Insecta, Lepidoptera, Pieridae.